CCAGUCGUUAUGGGGAGCGAGGAAUUCGUAAAUCUUUAGUCCCUUCUUCAAACAAAGCUGAGGGGAACCGAACCAGAGGGCGUCCGUCAGUACCCGAUGCUUUCGCCAUGGUUUAUCGCUUCUGCUUUACUCCCCAGGUACGAACCCCUUAUUGGGGUAAUGGAUUUGGGUUUUGAUUUUUAGGGUUUUAUUUGCUUUCCUGAAAAAAGAAAGCAACAAACCCUCUUGUUUACCCCCAUAUUCAAAGAACACAAAUCCUACCCUUCUUGUUGAUGAUGUUUAAUUGCGUGUUUGAGCUUUUGGGUUCUUGAAAACCCGGUGAAUUUUCCAUAUCCGAAGCUAGAAUGAACUAGGGUUUUGUACCUUGUUUUGAAUGGUGAUGAAUUUUAGGGUUCUGUGCUUCUUUUUGGUUCUGUUUUUUGUUCUGUUCUAAUUGAAAUUAGGGGUUUUUGAAAUUAGGGACUGAAGGAACAAACGAAGGGAAGAUUUGGGUGUUGAGGGUUUUUGAGUUUGGUUAUGUAAUGGCCUAUGACGGAAACGAAGAUCAAAAUAGGAGGAUGGAUCUGAAUUUGUAUCUGGGUCUACCUCGUUCACCCCGGCGAGCAGAAUCGGAUCUUGGUUCUGAUCUUGCACUGGGAUCCUUACCCAUCCCUGGUGAAGGCGAAAUUCAAGGCUCAACUGAGAUGUCUGGUUACGCAGAUGCCUCUGAUUCGCAUGCUCCAUACUCACCAUCUCAUGCUUCGUACUCCCCAAACCCUCAGACUGUUGAACCCCUUGACCCUAAUGAGAAUUCACCUUUUGAGUAUUCUGAUUACUCCCCACAACCACCUUAUCCAACUGUUACACUGUCAAUCGAUCCUAGUGAUGAACCACUUGUUCAUGAAGGAAGGUCCCAUCUUGAGUAUAAUCCUUACUCUCCAUCAUAUAACUCUCCAUCAUAUAUUCCUGUUUCCCCAAUUGUAGAAGCUGGGCUAGAACCUCAAAGUGAUGAUGUAAUCGAUCCAAUUGAUCAUGCACCUUACUCUCCUAUCUAUGUGCCGGCCUCAAACCUUGAGCAUGAUGGUGAAACCCUGGAUCAUGAGGAUAGCAACCAUAUUGAAUAUGUCCCAUACUCACCUUCUUUUGUUCCAGCUUCGUUCUCACCCCCUCGUGAGCCCGAUGAACCAUUGAUUCAAGAUAAUGAUCCCCCAUACAUCCCUAAUAUCCCAACUACUGAAGUCCACAGUGAUGCAUUACAUGAGGGGAUGGGGUUCGUAGCAUAUCAAGCAGCCACACAAACCAGGGAAGCUUUUCGUCGGGAGCUUCUUCAAUGUCCACAGGUUCGUUUCCGUAGAUUGAUUGAAUCAACUCGGCGAUGGCGGCUCCGGAGGUUCAGGUCAUCAAUUCCAUACAGGUUUGGUCCUGAUUUGGGUGCUUUUUCCUCUGGAAGUCAUCCCUUUGAUGAUGAAACACCGGUUGAAAGAUCUCCUGAAGCUCACUGUGGGGCACAAAAAACAACUUUGGAAGGUCAUGCUGCUGAGGAUUUGGAAGAGGAAAAGGAGCAGGGUAGUGUUGGUGCUAAUUUUGACUGCAAUAUCUGUUUGGAUGUAGCUAAGGAGCCGGUGGUUACUUCUUGUGGUCAUUUAUUUUGUUGGCCAUGUAUAUACCAAUGGUUGCAUCUGCACUGUGAUCACAAAGAAUGUCCUGUAUGCAAAGGGGAGGUGAAUGAGUCAAAACUAAUUCCUAUUUAUGGUCGGGGGAGUUCUGAGAAGGAGUCUGACAAGAAGGGGCAGGAAGAUGGGGAUUCAGGUUUGAAGGUACCUCCCAGACCUCGUGGACAAAGGUUUGAGAGUUUGAGGCAGAGGAUACGGAGACCUCAUUUAAGGAGAUCUGUGGAAGAACGUGGAUCGCGGAGAGUUAUACAGGGUGAAGAACCACAAAAUGAAAACAGAGUUGAUAGGCAGGGCGAGCCAGUUCUUCAUGGAGUUUUCGAUGCAGCUAACCGUCGAACCAUAACUAGGUUGAUGGAAGUUCAGCGACUACAAAGGACGGACUCACAAAGGGCAGAGAGCUUACAAAGCGUAUUAAACUUUUGGGGAAGUGGACCAUCCCGAAAUGCUACUGAGUUGGAUUCAGACCAUGCACGUGUUGGUAUCUCACCUCCCAAUCCGUUUCAUGGAGGGGGCCCCUUGAGUUCUUCACCUGGUCUUUCACGACACGGGAUUAGCUUUUGGCCUCAACAUGCUUUCUUUAGUUCAACUUCAACUUCAACUGAUAGAUUGGCUGCCAUAGCUGCUGAUGUUUCUAGUGUGAGAAUGGGGAACAGUGGUAACCAUUCUGGGGCUUCAACAUCAGCAAGCCCUCGGGUUACCAAUGUUGUGAAUGUUCAGGGCCCUCGAGAGGCAGUUGUAGCUGCAGAUCAAGCUUCUGCUUCAAGCACAAUGGCUGUUAUACAGGAUGAUGCUGGACUUCCCGUUGAUGCUCCUGCAGAGCCAAAUAGUGUGGGUUCUUCCCAUGCCCCUAGAAGGCGGAGAAGAAAUAGUGUGGCUGGUUCAUUAGAUGUAGAUGGAGGAGUUCAUCAAGCGCGCAAAAGGAGACGGAUAAACUAAUUUAUAAUAGAACAAAGCUUUUAAAAUAAGAUUCUAUCUUUUCGCUUUCUCCUAUGGGUGGAUUGAAUCUCUUGCGGGGGUGUAUACUGUAAUUUUUAGUUUCAAUUUAUAUUUUGUUGGCUUUUUUAGGUAAGUUAUCAUAUUACUUUUUUGACCAAUGUAAUUUGGUUUCAUUC
Molecule: messenger RNA, 2764 nt
Organism: Telopea speciosissima
Lineage: Eukaryota; Viridiplantae; Streptophyta; Magnoliopsida; Proteales; Proteaceae
Exons: 1
Coding region: 522-2588 (688 amino acids)
Biological process (GO): ubiquitin-dependent protein catabolic process
Cellular component (GO): endoplasmic reticulum
Molecular function (GO): ubiquitin protein ligase activity; metal ion binding; ubiquitin-like protein conjugating enzyme binding
Source: RefSeq, a predicted model, not a curated record